Molecule: messenger RNA, 1484 nt
Organism: Vanessa tameamea
Lineage: Eukaryota; Metazoa; Arthropoda; Insecta; Lepidoptera; Nymphalidae
Gene: Tgt
Product: queuine tRNA-ribosyltransferase catalytic subunit
Exons: 6
Coding region: 274-1467 (397 amino acids)
Cellular component (GO): cytosol
Molecular function (GO): tRNA-guanosine(34) queuine transglycosylase activity
Source: RefSeq, a predicted model, not a curated record
AGUUGUUCUGAGUUCAUAGCACAGAGUAAAUUAUCGCUUAUACAUUUAUAUUAAUUUCAUACUUCGUACCUCUCGCCUUCGUAGCGCGGUAUUUGCUAUUUUACAUAUGAUUCAUUAUAGAAGUAAAAAACGAAAAAUAUAAUUAUUGAUUAUUUUAAGUAAUUAAAAAAAAUCUUGUUUUACUUAUACUUGGUAAUAUUAUACAAAAUAAACUAUUGAAUAUCAACAGUGAUCUAGGCCAUAUAUAUAUUUGAAAGCGUUUACAUUAAUAUAAUGGGGGGUACUUCAAAGGCCUUAUCAUUUACUGUACAAUCAGAAUGCCCAACGUCACGAGCUCGUGCUGGAAUUAUGAAAUUACCACACUACAAUGUCAAAACACCAGUAUUCAUGCCAGUUGGAACGCAGGGAACAAUGAAAGGACUGUUACCGGAUCAGCUAGAAAAUUUAGAUUGUGAGAUCAUAUUAGGAAAUACAUACCACUUAGGUAAUAGACCUGGAGUUGAUGUAUUAAAAAAAGCUGGUGGUCUUCAUAAAUUUAUGAAUUGGAAAAGAGCUCUUCUUACUGAUUCAGGAGGUUUCCAGAUGGUUUCAUUAUUAAAACUAGCUGAGAUUACUGAAGAAGGUGUAAAGUUUAGAUCACCAUAUGAUAAUUCUGAAAUUAUGUUAACCCCUGAAAAAUCUAUUGAAAUCCAAAAUUACAUAGGUGCAGACAUAAUAAUGCAGUUAGAUGAUGUUGUACAAACAACAUUUCAAGAUUAUGAUAGAAUUAAAGUAGCAACCGAAAGAACUAGUAGAUGGCUUGAUCGAUGCCUUAAGGCUCAUAAAAGACCUGAUGAUCAAAACAUAUUUCCCAUAGUACAAGGCUUACUGAAUCCUGAAUUAAGAAGACAAAGUGCUCAAGAGCAUAUGACUAAAGAUGUCAAUGGAUUUGCAAUAGGAGGACUCAGUGGAGGUGAAGCAAAAGAUGAUUUUUGGCCAAUGGUCAGUCUCGGAACAAAAAUAUUGGAUAAACACAAGCCACGAUAUUUAAUGGGUGUAGGACUAGCUAUAGACCUUGUUGUCUGUGUUGCACUAGGAGUGGAUAUGUUUGAUUGUGUGUUUCCGACUCGUACAGCUAGAUUUGGAUGUGCACUUGUAAAUAAAGGACAGUUAAAUCUGAAACAAAAACAGUAUCAGACUGAUCUCAAUCCAAUUGAUAAAAAUUGUGACUGUGCUACAUGUGAAAAUUAUACAAGAGCAUAUUUGCACUGCAUUGUAUCUGUGGAAACAGUUGCGUGCCAUUUAAUUUCUGUGCAUAAUAUCGCUUUCCAGAUGCGCCUGAUGAGAACAAUGAGAGAAAACAUUGAAAAUGGUACCUUCCCGAAAUUUGUCAAAGAUUUCUUCUGUGAAGUUUAUCCCGAUAAUAAUUUUCCAAAUUGGAUAGUAAACUCUCUUCAUUCUGUUGGAAUAAAUAUAAUAAAUACUUAAAAAUAACUUCUUAACUA